AUGCACGCCUUCCAGUCCGCCAGCAGCCGGUAUUCUCCGAGAGAGAUUCGCCACCUAGCAUUCUUGGCUGAAUUUUCGACCGACAUCCAGUACGUUAGGGGGUGCCGCAACGGUCCUGCCGACGCCCUCAGUCACAUUUCCUCCAUUCCAACCGUCACUGACCCCACGUCGCCUGACGUCAUAGCCGAAGCCCAAGCCCACGACAAGGAGCUUCGCCUUUUGCGCCUCCGCCCGAGCUCCUCGCUGAAGCUGUUGGAUUUACCUGUACGCGGUUCUUCCCGCACCACUUGCUGCGACACCACCACGCCCCGGCCAAGACCCUUCGUCCCCGCCCCCCUCCGACGGUCACUCUUUGCUGCGCUGCAUAACCUUUCCCAUCCUGACAUCCGCGCGUCUCGUAGCAGACCGCUAUGUGUGGCCUUCGUUAAACAACGAGGUGCGAACCUGGGCACGUGCCAGCCUGCGCUGUCAGCGAUCGAAAACUCACCGCCACACUGUGACCCCACUAGGACGUUUCGCUCACCCCGACGCCCGCUUCGACAUGGUCCACCUGGACAUAGUGGGUCCGCUGCCCCCGUCUCCGGCAAUCGCUAUCUCCUCACCGCCGUGGACCGUUACACUCGAUGGCCACGGGCGUUCCCCAUGCCAGACAUGUCAGCCGAAACUGUCGCCGCCACCUUCUUAUCUAUGUGGAUAUCGCGUUUUGGCGUACCCUCCCAAAUCACAACUGACCGGGGGCGGCAGUUCCAAAGCCAGCUCUUCAUCGCUUUCGCUACCCUCCUCGGCACCACCAGGCCGCGCACAACAUCCUAUCAUCCGGCGUCUAAUGGCAUGGUGGAACGUUUACAUCGCCACCUCAAAGCCGCGCUCAUCGCCCACGAAGACAGAGAUCGCUGGGUCUCCCAUCUCCCUCUCGUACUCUUGGGUAUUCGUGCCGCCCUUAAGCCGGACCUCGGAUGCAGUUGCGCCGGCCUCGUCUACGGCUGUUCGCUCCGCCUCCCCGCAGAGUUCUUUUGCCCGUCGAAACCCGACAUCUCACCUUCGGCCCUCCUUCAGCGCCUUCAUCGCUCUUUCAACAUUAUGCGAGCAUCCCCGUCGAGAGCUGUAUCCCACCAUAGCCCCAACAUCCCCCAAGACCUGCCUACAGUAACCCAUGUGUUCCUGCGGACAGACUCGGUGCGCAAGUCUCUCUCUCCGCCUUACUCCGGACCGCACCCUGUCCUCGCCAGGAACGACAAAACCUACCGCGUUUUGGUAAACGGGAAAGAGGAUACCGUCUUAGUCGACCGACUGAAACCGGCGUAUCUUGAAAACCCCGUCACUGUCGCCUCCUUUGCGCCGGGUUCCUCGUCGUCGAUCGCUCAUAACAGCCACUCCUCUGCACUCGGCCGCUCUAAGCAUGUCUCAUAG
Ornithodoros turicata is the source of this 1410-nucleotide messenger RNA. RefSeq lists its product as uncharacterized. The record is from RefSeq and is a predicted model, not a curated record. NCBI's taxonomy places the organism in Eukaryota, Metazoa, Arthropoda, Arachnida, Ixodida, Argasidae. Gene Ontology annotation, molecular function: nucleic acid binding. The transcript has a single exon. The coding region runs from base 1 to 1410 and encodes 469 amino acids. Gene Ontology annotation, biological process: DNA integration.